CAAACGUUUUCUCAUAGAAUGCAUCUUUUAUCUCCUAUAAUUCCUGUUAGAAUGUUUUUCUCAUAAUAUUAGCCCCGCCCCCCGACUAAAUGUACUUUUUCUUAUAAAUGAUGACUUUUUCCCAGCAGGUGUGUACUGAGGUUUGCACUCCACUGGAUGUUUUUCACAUCUGUCGCUGUAAUGUCUCGUGUGUCCAGAAAAAUGUGGCUGGCGCUGCUUGUGUGCCAACUUAGUCUCUUAGGUGCCCGGGGUCAGAUACCAGCUGAGUGCGUUACGAGUGACACAAACAGACCACCAGAAAACUCUGACAUCAUGGUGUACUGCGGCACUGAGCACAUGGACCUGAGCGUCUUCCUUUGCCCCGUGUACCAAGCUCUCUACAACGAGUCGCUCAUGGUGCUCAAUAACGAGUUGAACAACGCCGAAUGUUUCGGCGAGGCAGACUUCACCGUCGACCCGCCCGUCUUGAAAUUCAGCUUCCCCAUCAACGAAAGCACCACGUCGUCGUGCGGGAAUGACUUUAAUAUUAUCAAUCAAGUGGGCACCGGAGCAUUCGCCGACUUCUCCAACGUCCAAUAUGUCAACAUCUCCGGCACCGUCAACUCCAUCGACCCGUCGGCCAGCAUGAUCACCUACAGGCCGCAGCUCAUCUACAUGUUCUCCUGCCUCUACCCUAUGCAAUAUAUCAUCAACAACACUGAGCUGGGCGUAGCUGGUGUGAAUGUGGCCAUUAAAGACAACAACGGCAGCUUCAUCAGCACGUUGAGCUUGGAGUUAUAUGAAGACGAUCAAUUCCAAAACGCUCUUACCAUGCCAACAACGGGACUCCAACUGAAGACCAAAAUCUACGUCGCCGUCCGAGCCACCAAUUUAACAGACAGAUUCAACGUGCUGCUGGAUCGAUGCUACGCCACCACAAGCCCCUACCCAGCUUUCGAUUCCUUCUACGACCUUUUUAUCGGCUGUACACGUGACGACCAGACCGAGGUCAUCCUUAAUGGCGAAUCCCAGGUGGCGCACUUUUCCUUUGAAGCCUUUCGAUUCGUGGAGCACAAGAAUCGAACCGUGUCCACGUUCUACCUACACUGUGUCACGAGGCUGUGUGAAGUGUCCGCCUGUGAGGCUCUAAAACCGGUCUGUUCAGUUGGCCGCAGAAGAAGAAGAGAGGUUGAGGACGUGUUGGCUAACGCGACAGUUACCUCGCCGCCCAUUAUGGUGGCCAAAAAGAGCAGAGAUUUUCAAACUAACACAGCUUCUUAUGGUGUAUCCAGGAGACCCUACAGUGACCUUGUGGUGGCGGUCAUCAUUAAUAUCGUCAUCUUGUCCCAUUUUAGAUUCUAAAUUCUUUUUUCUGAAUAUUGACCAUGUUUAGCUUAUUUUUUUUCCCUAGGACACGUUAUUCAAAUGCACCUUAUUUGUAAAUGCAAACUUUAACAGACGCAAAUUGAAGAAAUGUGUUGUCCGUCUCUGUAGUUUAGUGUGAACAUCAACAAAAAUAUUGUUGGUAUCAUAUAGGAAGUGAUGACAGUACAGAAUCACUAAUAUAUAUGUAGAAAUUAAAGUCACUUGAAGUUUUAUUCAUGUGGAAACAGUUCAUUACAUGCAUGCAGUCAAAAUUCAGCCAUUGAAGUGAAAAUACUGCGAUUGUAAAAAGUGUUUUGAAGAAAUGCCAAGAGUGUCGAGUAUUUUUAGUAAAUUGCAAAAGGUUCUGAAUUUCUGUUCCAGCUACAGCUGUUGUAAAAUCGCCAUAUCAAUAUAGAUGUAUUGUAUUAUAUACAGUACAUGCUUCACAGUAACCAAUACAUCCAUCAAUAUAUUAAAGCGAUACAGUAAUGUGUAGUCAUGUUACAAUGAGCUACAGAAGUUGGAUAGCUUGUAAACAGGGCUAUAGCCAGGGAAAAUGUUAACCAAGCUCCAGAGGGGUAAAAGUACAAAGGUUUGAAACUUUAGGAUUAUAUUCGUUAAUUAUU
This is a messenger RNA of Hippocampus comes (tiger tail seahorse), 1970 nucleotides long. Its product is annotated as zona pellucida-like domain-containing protein 1. The coding region runs from base 157 to 1341 and encodes 394 amino acids. The transcript has 10 exons. The record is from RefSeq and is a predicted model, not a curated record. NCBI's taxonomy places the organism in Eukaryota, Metazoa, Chordata, Actinopteri, Syngnathiformes, Syngnathidae.